GAUCAUACGAUUCGACGUCAGCGGUCACGUGACGUAUGGCGCCUCUUGCAGUCCGACGCGUCCGAAUUUGAAAAAUCAAUAAAAACAGAUAAAUGCCGAUUCCGUGUGUAAAAGUAGCGCUAAAAGUGUGAAAGAAUCGCUUUGGUGCCGGAAAUCGCGUCAAAUUUCGCUUUGUGCGACUGUUGUAACCGGUGGUGCGAUUUGACUCAUGUCGCGUUGGAAUCUCGCUGCUGCUACUUAAAUAAGUUCACGUAGCUUCGAGAAGUUAUUCCGCGUCGAAAUUCGAGAGUAGAAGGUGCGAAAAAUACCGGAAAAAGCUCGCGAAAGUACCGCUGUGUCAACAAUCGAGUGACCUAGUGAUGCUGUUUUGUCUUUGAUUUUUGACGUUUGCCAAAUUUUGCUACGUGUCAAAAAUUUCCGCUUUUUGGCAUUUUUUGUGCACAGUUCGAUGUUGGAUUUACAUGAAUCAGCCACACAAAAUUUAAUUAUGUCGAGGAAACGGACCAGAAGUCGGUCGGAAGACAAUGUCACCACCAACCACGUACAAAAUCUGACCAACUCGAUCUGUAGACCGGCACCGUUCAGCGAUGAGCCGGAAGCGAUACGAAUCCGAGAAUUGUGCGAUUACUUGCAAAGGAUCACCUACGAAAUGGCGUACAGUGGGAAGGCGCCGAGGCCGGUGCGGGUUUACGCCGAUGGAAUCUACGACCUGUUUCACCAAGGACACGCCAGGCAACUUCUGCAAGCCAAAAAUGUGUUCCCCAAUGUCUACCUCAUCGUGGGAGUGUGCAACGACAAGCUGACGCACAGCCAAAAGGGGCGCACUGUGAUGAACGAGGCGGAGCGCUACGAAGCGGUGCGCCACUGCCGCUACGUGGACGAAGUGGUCCGAGACGCCCCGUGGGAGGUGGACGAGGCGUACAUGCUGAAGCACAAGAUCGAUUUCAUCGCCCACGACGACCUGCCCUACGGCACCGACGACAGCAACGACAUCUACGCCCCUUGGAAAGCCAAGGGAAUGUUUGUAGCGACGGAGCGAACGGAAGGCGUCUCCACGUCCGACAUCGUCGCUCGGAUAGUCCGAGACUACGAUAUCUACGUGCGGAGGAACCUGGCAAGGGGCUACUCGGCCAAAGACCUCAACAUUUCCUAUCUUAGUGAGAAGAAGAUCCGCCUCCAGAACAAGAUGCACGAGUUGAAGGACAAGGGCCGGAGGGUGAUCGACACGAUCGGGGAGCGGAAGGACGACAUGAUCGCCAAGUGGGAGGAAAAGUCGCGGGAGUUUAUCGAGAAUUUCCUCCUACUGUUCGGGAGGGAAAGACUGACGAAUAUUUGGAACGAGUCCAAAGGGAAGAUUAUGAAUGCGCUGAGCCCUCCCAGCUCGCCCCUCCCGCCGGCCUCCCCCACGAACGGGGAGUGCGACUUCGGCGAGGAGGGGAUUCCCCCGAGGAAAAACGCCCGGUAUGAGUCACCGGGGUCGUCUUCGUCAGCUAGGACCAAGUAUCUGAAUGAGGAUUAUAGUGACGAGGACGAGUUUUUCCCGGUGGAAAACGGGGUGAAAGAGUAAUUUAUUGGGUUGUUUAUAUUGUGCAAAUUUUGUGUAAAUGUACCACGAUUUAAAUUAUAUUAUUAUUUAUUUAUGUGUUAUUUAUUGUUUGUGUCAUUUUUUGUCGUGGUGUGCGUCACCGUCCAUUCAAUUGCGACAAAAAAUUACCAUGUGGUUAUUGCGACAAGUAAUUAUAAUUAGAAUCAUGAGGCCCGCUUUUUUGCAUUGAAAACAAACUUAUGAAGUCUUUGCCAAAUAAUAUUCACACUGUAAUUUUAUUUAGCUGUAUUUAUUUUGUACGUAUAUUAGCGUUGAGUAUUAAUUUUCAAGUGAUAAGAGUAGGGUUAAUAUUUUCUCCACAAGUGUGAUUACGACAUGUAUUGCAGAACUGAUAACAGCUUUAUUAUCUGUUAAUAAGUAAAUGUCAUAAACUAGACCUGGAUGUGAUCUACAAAUAUGAUCCUAUUUUUGUAGACUAUUUACAAGCACCUUGUUUUGUAGUAUUCUAGUGAUAACAAGAAAACAACUAAGCCAAAGCUGUGUUAGAAAAAUCAAAAUUAUGCUCUGGCAUAACUUAGCACGUUUGAACAUUGGUUGCGAAUUUUUGUAUACACCAAAGCUAAAGCAAUCGAAAUUGGUUUUUGUUGAUACAUAACUUUAUGUAAUGAUUAAUGAAGUGUAUUCGCCAAGUCUGUAUGUAUAUUUUAUCAAUAAAGUUUUUUGGUUA
Tribolium castaneum (red flour beetle) is the source of this 2273-nucleotide messenger RNA. Its product is annotated as choline-phosphate cytidylyltransferase A. The record is from RefSeq and is a predicted model, not a curated record. Gene Ontology annotation, biological process: CDP-choline pathway. The transcript has 4 exons. Bases 449 to 1567 code for a protein of 372 amino acids. Gene Ontology annotation, molecular function: choline-phosphate cytidylyltransferase activity; phosphatidylcholine binding. NCBI's taxonomy places the organism in Eukaryota, Metazoa, Arthropoda, Insecta, Coleoptera, Tenebrionidae.